AAGAGCGCAUGCGCAGGCCUGCUCGUUCCUUUUGCCUUGUUACCAGCGAGAAAGCAAGAUGGGUCACCAGCAGCUCUAUUGGAGCCACCCGAGAAAGUUCGGACAGGGUUCGCGCUCUUGCCGCGUCUGCUCGAACCGGCACGGCCUGAUCCGCAAAUACGGCCUCAACAUGUGCCGCCAGUGUUUCCACCAGUGUGCAAAGGACAUCGGCUUCAUCAAGUUGGACUAAAGUGGACUUCUGGAAGUGGUCAUCAAAGACAUCUACGUGACAUCAGAAGAUGCUGGCCCUUUGUACAUAAAUAAAAUGACUUCAAUUAUAAAAAAAAAAAGAAAAUAGAA
Messenger RNA from Suncus etruscus (white-toothed pygmy shrew), 339 nucleotides. RefSeq names its product 40S ribosomal protein S29-like. NCBI's taxonomy places the organism in Eukaryota, Metazoa, Chordata, Mammalia, Eulipotyphla, Soricidae. Gene Ontology annotation, biological process: translation. The transcript has a single exon. Gene Ontology annotation, cellular component: ribosome; cytosolic small ribosomal subunit. Gene Ontology annotation, molecular function: zinc ion binding; structural constituent of ribosome. Bases 59 to 229 code for a protein of 56 amino acids. The record is from RefSeq and is a predicted model, not a curated record.